Nicotiana tabacum (common tobacco) is the source of this 1515-nucleotide messenger RNA. The record is from RefSeq and is a predicted model, not a curated record. Lineage: Eukaryota; Viridiplantae; Streptophyta; Magnoliopsida; Solanales; Solanaceae.
AUGGUGGAAUACUUCCUUCUGGCCUUGGAGCCUACUUACUUUGGCCAUCUGAUCUCGGCCAUAGGUAAGUCUUUCAAUGAAGUAGUAAAAAUGGGAAGAAUGGUAGAGGAAGGGCUCAAAUUAAGAAAGAUCAUGAGCUACUCUGUCAUCAAAGCAACUAUGCAAGCAAUCCAGAAUGGCACUGGAGGCAUGCUAGGGAAAAAAAAGAAAGAGGAUAUCGCUAUGGUCGUCUUAGGAUCGUGGCAUGGCCCAGGGGGUUCUCCUACCCACUACACCCAACCUCGACUCCAGCUUCAAACUUAUACCCCAACUCCAUAUAAUCCACCCCAACACUACUUCCCACCACCAGAGCCUCAGUAUUCUAUCAGGCCACCCCAAUAUCAUGUCCAUCACGCACAGUCAUAUGCUCAACCCCCUCCUCACCUGCAAUGGCAUGCCCCAGCUCCACGAAACCCUUACCCACCUCCACAAACAUAUCGAAACCCCACUGGUCCAAACUUUCGGGGCAAGCUAGAAUUUAAAAAUGAAAGGUUGCAGCGGAAGAAAACUUUCACCCCGCUUGGGGAAUAUUAUAGCAGCUUAUUUCAAAGGUUGAGGCAGUUGGAUGUUCUGUGGACAAUUGAAUCAAAAAUACCAAACCCCCCUCCAAAGAACCUGAAUUAUUCUCUCAGAUGUGCGUGUUGCUCUAAUGCUUGGGGGCACGACACAGAAAAGUGUUGUCACUUGAAGAAUGCCAUCCAAGAGCUUAUUGAUACGAACCAAAUUGUUGUCGAGAGCCCAGAAGCACCCAAUAUCAAUCAGAACCCAUUGCCAGCCCAUGCUGAAAUACACAUUAUUGAGAUAGUGCACAAGGAUGGGGAGCCCAAGAAACCUUCACAAUCCGUCAUGAUGAUCCGGUCUAGUGAAAAAGAGUUAAGGAAAGCUAAAACACUCAGAGACAAUCCAGUUCUAGUGAUGAAACUGGUCACUGAAGAAGAGGCGGAGGAGUUUUUGAGAAAAAUGAAGGUGCAAGAUUACUCCAUCGUGGAACAGUUGAGAAAGACUCCUUCUCAGAUUUCCCUGAUAUCAUUGUUGAUCCAUAUAGAUGAGCACCGCCAGGCCCUGAUGAAGAUUCUGAAUGAAGCUCAUGUCCCCGACAUAAUCAUAGUGAACCAUUUGGAGAAAAUUGCUAAGAAAAUAUUUGAGUCUAACAGGAUCACAUUCUCAGAGGAUGAGUUGCCUUUAGAGAGUACGGACCACAAUCGAGCCCUCUAUCUCCCAGUGAAAUGCGAAAAUUCUAUGGUCACAAGGGUGUUAGUUGAAAAUGGUUCCAGUGCAAACAUUUGCCCUCUCUCUACUCUAAACAAGUUAAAAUUUGAUGAUGAGAGGAUCCACAAGAACAAUAUAUGUGUCCGAGGUUUUGACGAAGGGGGAAAAGACUCUAUUGGCAACAUCAUGCUCGAAUUGACAAUCAGACCAUACCAUGGAGUUCCAAGUACUGGAUGUGGCUGUUUCUUACAAUUUGUUGUUGGGUAG